CCGCCAAUACAGUCGAAAAGUAGUAAAAAACAUGUUAUUAAUUUUAGAAUAAAUUCAUAAGAGGAAAUAUUUCCAGCGAAACUAGUCUAAGCGGCCAGUUCUCAAAUGGAGGAUAACAAGGUGGUGCAAUGCCUGAUAUGCAAAUAUUCGGAAAGUGACGACCUGGUCUUUGGUGAAUGGAUGAGCGUACGAAAUUUGCAGGUACACUAUUUUUGCCUGCUACUCUCAACUCAUUUGCCGCAGCGCGGCAGCGAUUCCAGUGGAGUCCUAGGCUUUCUGCUUCGCGACAUCCGAGAGGAGGCAGCUGCCGCUGAAAAGAGGAAAUGUUGCUACUGCAAUAAGAUAGGGGCCAGUUUGCGAUGCGAUCAGUGCCGGACAUUGUUUCAUUUAAAGUGCGGCCUGGAUAAUCGCGCAGUCUUCCAGUUUUGCGGCCAAUACAAAAGCUACUGCUACAGAUGCAGGCCAAUGGAUGACUACAAGCAACAGAUACAGACCAAUCCGCCGAGGAACUACACUUGUCCCAUCUGCUUCAGUUCUAUCUAUAAAGUCGAGCUGCAUUGCGUUGUGUACGGUGACUGCUGCCGCCUUGGAUUCGCCCAUAAGAAAUGCAUGCGUCAAUAUGCCCUGACCUCCGGAUAUUACUUGCGCUGCAUUUGGUGUCGAUCGGAAAGUUUCCGGGAUUCAAUACGCCUGCAGUCGGUUUUCGUACCCGAUCGCGAUGCCACUUGGGAAAAGCAACGAAACGCCUAUAGGGAGCUCCACGAACGCAUUCUGAAAUGCGACCAGCCCGACUGUCUUUGCCCCAAUGGUAGAACUUAUAACAGAUUAUCGUGGGUGAUUAUACCCUGUACUUCUUGUGCCGCCACUUCUGCUCAUCUGAAAUGUUUGGUGGGCACCCUGAGACUGCCCAAAAAACACGAGCGCACAGAUUUCAAGUGCGCCCUGUGUCUGGAUGUGGAGAAGAGGAUCGCUGAAGGGCCGGCUCGCGACACAGAAGAAACCCAUCCUGACAGCGACGGUCAAGUGAAUAGCUCUUUUUACGUGAAAAAACAUGGCCCCGAUGCUGCAACUCGCUCCCUAACCCAGACUCCUGUGUUCUCCGAAGACGGCGAAAGCGAACGAAGUAGUAAUAUCACAGUUAUAUUCAGCCAACCGAAACCUGACGCAACAAGCGAGAGGUUAUCUUUAUCGCCGCCACCGGAGGACAUGAUAGUGGAAAUUCUUGAUUCUUCACAGUCGUCGCCACAGCCAUCAAUAGAGGAGCCGCACUUGCAGCAGCCGACAUUAUCAAACGACAACCCAGACCCAGAGCAGUCAACAGCAAUAAAUGAAAUCCCCACCUCGCCGCAACCAACCGCAUCCAACGAGAACCCAGACUCACCGCAGCCAACAGCAAUAAAUGAGAUCCCUGACUCACCGCAGCCAGUAUCCACAACACCUGAAUGUACGCAGGUAGCAUCACCCAUUUCCGACUCUCUACAUCUGCAGGAAGAAGCUGUAACUGAAGCUUUUAAGUCACCGCCAGUGCCGAAAGAGGAUCCGAAUACUUUGCUUGUGCUAAAAUCGGGCUUUCGCUGCCCCCCCGAACCAUUUUUCUACUUGGUUAUCUACGAGUUUGAGCACGGUACAUGCAUGGGUGAGUGUACUGGUACGUGUGUACUGCGAUUUAAAGAUGAUGACCCGCGCAUUCAGGACACGUCGCAGGCGGCUUUGGAACACCUCAAGAUAACACCCGACGAUGUGUGGUGCCGUAGCGAGGAGCGCGGCGUCUUUGAGGAUAUCAAGAAGUUCCACGAAUGGUACAGAUCACAGGGGUACUCUUAAAUAUUCCUUACUCAAUUUAGAGCAAUUGAAAACUUUGUGGUAGAAGAAAUUCGUCAAGGAAUUCUAGUCGAUUUAUGCAUUUGCCCUUUCGCGUGAAUAUAAUCACAAAUUACAUUUUCUACCUGUGAAACACUUAUAAAAAGUUUUAAUGAUUGUUCACCUAGAGAAGCAUGCAGUAAAUAAAUUGUGUACAUUUUUUA
This is a messenger RNA of Drosophila santomea, 2024 nucleotides long. RefSeq names its product PHD finger protein 7. The record is from RefSeq and is a predicted model, not a curated record. NCBI's taxonomy places the organism in Eukaryota, Metazoa, Arthropoda, Insecta, Diptera, Drosophilidae. Gene Ontology annotation, cellular component: nucleus. Bases 106 to 1824 code for a protein of 572 amino acids. The transcript is spliced from 2 exons.